Fusarium redolens is the source of this 2883-nucleotide messenger RNA. Its product is annotated as L-Aspartase-like protein. Gene Ontology annotation, biological process: L-phenylalanine catabolic process. NCBI's taxonomy places the organism in Eukaryota, Fungi, Ascomycota, Sordariomycetes, Hypocreales, Nectriaceae. Gene Ontology annotation, cellular component: cytoplasm. Gene Ontology annotation, molecular function: ammonia-lyase activity. Bases 498 to 2669 code for a protein of 723 amino acids. The transcript has a single exon. The record is from RefSeq and is a predicted model, not a curated record.
UGAAACUUUACGUAUGUGUUUCUUUUGUCUCUCACCGAUUUUCGGCUGAGACCACAUUAAGUUUCCUUUUCUCUUACGAUUCUCAUCGUUAGAAACGCAAACUUUUCUAGUGUAAGCCCACGAGGACUAUCACAUGUUCAAAUUGGACCUGCCAAGCUUGGACAAGUCUCAACUUUGUGAUACUUGGUUCAUUCACUUCAAAUCUUUGAAGGUUAGGCCGCAAUUGGUGAAUCUCAAGUGAGAAAAGACAUUAGAAAGAAAAAUUGGUGGUGAGGGCGUACAAGUCUAUUCGACUUAUCUGGUCUUCUGACUUACAUAGGUGCCGUCGCCGCUUACUUGAGGUGAAUCACUCUCACCGAUUACAUCCCCAGGUUAAAGAGAAACCUUGACUGGCAGGUGAAAUAUCUUACAAGAAAGCUUUGUGCGACGCUUGAAUUUUCACUCUUACUCUCUGCCAGCACUCCUCAAGCUUUGCACCAACUCCGGCAUAUGUCACCAUGAACCUCAAAACCUCGGCUCAUGCCGAGUCCACAUUGGAUAUCUGGAAACGACUACGAGACCUGAAGAACGGCAAGGAAACGACCAUUCUUGAUGGCAACAGUCUCGAUAUUGCUUCUUUAGUUGCAGUUGCUCGUCAUGGUGUCAAGCCCGAGAUCAGCAAAGACGAGGAUCUCGCCCGCCGCAUUGCUCUAAGUGUUGACGCACUAGCUGAGUACUUGUCACACAAAUACGUAGUAUAUGGCGUCAAUACCGGCUUUGGAGGAAGUGCAGAUGUCCGAACUGACGAAUGGUUGGAGAACCAAAUUGGCUCUCUUCAACAUACACAGAGCGCCAUUAUCACUUCUACCGACAAGAACCCUAGAAGCAACUCUGAAAGAGAACCAUCUCACGUCAUGCCUCCUGAGUGGGUUCGAGGGGCUAUACUUACUCGGGCGAACCAGAAUAUGCGUGGGCAAAGCGCUGUUCGACUGGAAGUGUUGGAGAGGUUGAUCAAGCUGCUUCAUCAUGAUAUUACUCCUAUGGUUCCUAUUCGAGGCACUAUUUCUGCGUCUGGCGAUCUCAUGCCCUUAUCUUACAUCGCUGGGGCGGUCACUGGAAACCCUGAUGUGUUCGUUCAAGUUGGUAAAGGGUUGUCGGCCAAGGUGAUGCCUUCAGAUGAAGCCCUUCGGGAUAGUGGUCUCUCACCAAGUGGUCUUGGACCGAAAGAAGCUCUCGGCCUUAUCAAUGGAACUGCACCAUCUGUAUCCGUUGCCAGUCUGGUACUCCAUGAUGCGCAACAGCUGGCUGUGCUUGCUCAGGUAUUGACAGGAUUUGCAUCCGAGGCCAUGGGUGGCAACGUUGAGUGGACAACCCCUUUUAUCCAUGCUGUACGACCACACCCUGGUCAGAUCGAGGCGGCUUCCAACAUAAGAAGCUUUCUACAAGGCUCGGAAUUUGUUGUCGGCUUGGAGGACCGUAAGAGAACUGGCGAUGGUCUUUGGCAAGAUCGAUAUUCCACCCGCACAAGUCCCCAAUGGAUUGGUCCUUAUCUGGAGGACCUUCUGCUUGCCCAGAGACAAAUUUCCGUGGAGCUCAAUUCGACAUCGGAUAACCCCUUGGUUGACGCGUCGGAGAAAGAUGGAAAAGUGGUUGGUGAUGUGUACUCAGGAGGCAACUUCCAGGCAGUUGUUGUAACUUCUGCCAUGGACAAGACACGACUUGCUCUCCAGAUGAUUGGACGCAUGCUCUUUUCUCAGGUCAGCGAGAUGAUCAACCCCUCAACCAACAAUGGUCUCGAAGCCAACCUCAACAUCAGUGACAAGGAGAAUUUCACCAUGAAAGGCAUUGACGUAAACAUGUCUGCAUACAUGUCUGAGUUAGCUGCUCUCGCUCACCCCGUCUCGUCUCACGUCAUGUCAGCUGAGAUGCACAAUCAGGGCAUUAACUCGCUUGCACUGCUUUCAGCUCGACGAACCAUGGAGGCUGCAGAUAUUGUUGCGCAUAUGUGUGCUUGUCACAUCUACGUUUCAUGCCAAGCAGUUGAGCUUCGAGCAAGCCAUCGACUUUUCCUGAAAACACUUCACGAAAAAGUGCUUCUAGACAAAACGGAAAACGGGCCCUUCCAUGUCUUUGGCCUCGAUGAUGCCGAUAUCAAGAGGAUUGGUGAGACUGUUUUCGCAGUCGUCGAGCGGGAGUGGUUUGACCACAAUAUCGGUUGUUGGAAGGAUCGCAUUAUGCCCACCGUCGAUGCCGUCAUGGCACCAAUCACGCAAUUUCUGACUGCCGAGAAGAUCGAUUGUCCGAUGUCCAGUCUUGCUGUAUUCCGUGGCCAGUUUCACAAAGCAGUCGUUGAUACAGCAUCUUCAAUCUUCUAUCCUAACAUGGCAAUACGCUCUGUCGACGUGGCUACCAAGCUAGGUGCUGGGACCGCUCCGUUGUAUACUUGGGUUCGAUCCAAGUUGGGAGUACCGACACAAUGUGGUCUUGAUGAUGAUCCCCUCUACAACGUACACAAAGGCCUUCCAACUGAGGGUAAGAAGACUAUUGGUAGCUGGGUGAGCAUGGUGUAUGAGAGCGUCAGAGGCAAUAUGAUGGACGUUAUCAUGGGGAGCAUCGAGACUGAACGUUUGGCACCCCGGACAGCCGAGGAGUACGAGAAGCUCUGCCAGGAUCUGAGGCAAACCGAAUAGGGGACCGAGUUCAAGUAAACUGAAUUUGAGAGGGCCAUUUAGCAUAAGAAAGACUUUGCUCAGGAAUGGCUGACUGUAAAGAAGUAAAAUAGAGGCUUCGAAUGUCUCUUAGUUUAGACAAUGACAUCUCAGCUCAUGAUCAUCAACCUGGCCUCAGGGAGCAAGAAAACUUCAGACCUUGAUAUAAGGUACUACAAUUGACUGAUCUAAAGGC